AUGGUAGAAAAGAACUUAGAGAAUGAGAAUGAUGAUGUAACUGUUAAUGAAGAUGGUCAAGAAAAUAUUAAUGAAAAUGAAGUUGAUAUAGAAAGAAAAGAUGUUCAUGAUAAUUUGAGUAGUGAUGUUUCUUAUAAUAUUUAUGAUCCCGGAUGGUGGAAAAUUAUUGAUACUAAAUUAAGAGAUUUGUUAGUUGAAAAAGGUCCAAUUAGAAUAAAUGAUAUAAUUUUUCCAAAAGAUGAAAAUUCUAGGAAUUUUUCCACUUUUUAUUACAUGAGAAAAUUAUUGAAUGGAGAAACAUAUGAUAGAAGAUGGUUGGUAUAUUCUAAGGAUUUUGACAAGGUGUAUUGUUUUUGUUGCAAAUUAUUUCAUUCUAAUUCUACUAAUAAUAUGAAUCAAUUAGGAAAUGAAGGAAUUAAGGAAUGGAGAAAUCUUGAUGCUAGGCUUAAAACACAUGAAACAAGUAAUGAGCAUAUUUUUAACAUGAAUGCUUGGAUUGACUUAGAAUUGAGACCUGCAAAUAAUAAAACAAUAGAUAAAAGUGUGCAAGAACGAAUUAAUAAGGAGAAGGAACAUUGGAGGAAUGUUUUAGUAAGAAUAAUUGCUAUUGUAAAAAGUCUAGCUAAGAAUAAUUUGGCAUUUCGUGUAAAUAAUGAAAAGAUCUACCAAGAGAACAAUGGAAUUUUUUUGAGUUUAAUUGAAAUGAUUGCUGAAUUUGAUCCAAUUAUGCAAGAACAUGUUCGACGUAUUGACAAUAGUGAAAUUCAUAAUCAUUAUUUGGGACAUAGAAUUCAAAAUGAGUUUAUUCAAUUAUUAGCGAGUGAAGUGAAAAAUACAAUUUUGAAAAAAAUCAAAGAAGCAAAUAUUUUUCAUGAACUCACAAAAGAAAUUGAAAAUUUGAAACUUGACAUUAAUGACAUAAGAGGACAAGGAUAUGAUAAUGGAUCGAACAUGAAAGGAAAGCACCAAGAUUUGUUUUCGGAAUUAAAAGUGUUGAGAAAAUUUUUUCCAAAUGAAAAUAAUAGUUCAAUUGAAAUACUUGAUUACAUAAAAAAGAUUGAUUCACUUCCAAAUGCAUACAUUGCUUAUAGAAUAUUGCUAACUAUUCCUGUAAUAGUUGUUUCAACAGAGAGAAGUUUUUCAAAAUUGAAAUUGAUAAAGUCUUAUUUAAGAUCAACUAUGUUGCAAGAACGAUUGAGUGGAUUGGCAAUGUUCUAUGACUUGGAGAUUGUUCAUUGUGAAAAAGUUGGAGAAGAAAAUUUGCUUAUUGGAGAAUUCAUCUACAACUUUGAAUAA
Messenger RNA from Humulus lupulus (European hop), 1296 nucleotides. RefSeq lists its product as uncharacterized. The record is from RefSeq and is a predicted model, not a curated record. NCBI's taxonomy places the organism in Eukaryota, Viridiplantae, Streptophyta, Magnoliopsida, Rosales, Cannabaceae. The coding region runs from base 1 to 1296 and encodes 431 amino acids. The transcript is spliced from 4 exons. Gene Ontology annotation, molecular function: protein dimerization activity.